Molecule: messenger RNA, 673 nt
Organism: Camellia sinensis
Lineage: Eukaryota; Viridiplantae; Streptophyta; Magnoliopsida; Ericales; Theaceae
Source: RefSeq, a predicted model, not a curated record
UGGAGUAGCUGACUCUAGUCAACAACUAAAGAAGAAAACUAGGGGGCCGUCAAAGUUAAAGAUGCAUGACAAAGGCAAACAAAAGUGUGAUGAGAUCGACUUCAAGGAAAGGAACCAACCGAUAGGACAAGAAUCAGUGCACUUAUCAACCUUAGAAGGGGUCUUAGCUUGGAAGAUGGUGCCAAUUAAUAUAGAUUAUUGGUUUGAAGUUCCAAAUGAGAUUAAGGAUAAGUUAUGGGCUUGUGUGAAGCUUAAAUACAAAGUACAUGAUAUCCACAAGACACGUGUGAUGCAAAAGUUUGCAAAAUUGUGGCGCAAUUACAAGUCUGAACUAUCAAGAAAAGUAAGAACUCUCGCUGCAGCAGGUAAAGGUCAUUUAGCACGGAAUAUUGCCCUCACCAAACCUGAUAAGAUUGGAAUGGAUGAAUGGAAGGCAUUUGUGAAAAAUAGACUUUCAAAAGCUUCAUUGUAAGUGUUUUUUCAUAACAGUUUUAUGUAGAAGCUCAUUUCUUUUCAUAACAAUUAAGAUAAAGAUUACAAAUUCUUAAAAAAUGUGGGCAUUUCAAAUGUUUACACUCAGGAAAAGAGUGAAAAAUUCAAAGAGAUGAGAGCAAAGCAGAAGGUGUUACACACGAUGAGUAGAAAAGGCUAUGCACGACUAGAGGAAGACAUG